AUGACUGUGGACAACAACUCCUUGACCACUGAAUUCAUCCUCACAGGAUUUGCAAAUCAUCCCGACCUGAAAACCCUGCUGUUUGUGGUCUUUUCUGCCAUCUAUCUGAUCACCAUGGUGGGGAAUCUUGGUUUGGUAGCCUUGAUUUACAUGGAACGUCGUCUUCACACACCAAUGUACAUCUUUCUGGGAAACCUGGCUCUGAUGGAUGCCUGCUGUUCCUGUGCUAUCACUCCCAAGAUGUUAGAGAACUUCUUUUCUGAGGACAGAACGAUUUCCCUCUAUGAAUGCAUGGCACAGUUUUAUUUUCUUUGUCUUGCUGAAACUGCAGACUCUUUUCUCCUGGCAGCAAUGGCCUAUGACCGCUAUGUGGCCAUAUGCAGCCCAUUGCAGUACCACACCAUGAUGUCCAAGAAACUCUGCAUUCAGAUGACCACAGAAUCCUACAUAGCUGGGAACAUACAUCCUAUUGUUGAAGUUGGGUUAUUGUUUAGGUUAACUUUCUGUGGGUCUCAUCAAAUCAAUCACUUUUUUUGUGAUGUCCUUCCAUUAUAUAGACUAUCUUGUGUUGACCCUUAUAUUAAUGAAUUAAUGUUAUUUAUCAUGGCAGGGUCAGUUCUAAACUUUACAGUUGCUGUAGUCCUAAUAUCAUAUUUUUAUAUCCUUUUUACCAUAUUCACAAUGAAGUCUAAAGAGGGAAGAGGAAAAGCCUUAUCUACCUGUGCAUCCCAUUUUCUCUCUGUGUCAAUAUUCUAUGGUUCUCUUCUUUUUAUGUAUACUAGACCUAAUGCACUUAAUGAAGGGAAUAAAGAUAUACUUGUUGCUAUAUUUUAUACUUUAAUUAUCCCCUUAUUAAAUCCUUUUAUUUAUAGCUUAAGAAAUAAGGAAGUAAUAAACGUUAUUAAAAGAAUAAUGAAGAAGAGAAAAUUGUGUAGCAUUCUGAAACAAGUAUCUCCUUUGGAAAAGUAA
Castor canadensis (American beaver) is the source of this 969-nucleotide messenger RNA. RefSeq names its product olfactory receptor 5K3-like. Gene Ontology annotation, cellular component: membrane. Gene Ontology annotation, biological process: G protein-coupled receptor signaling pathway. Gene Ontology annotation, molecular function: G protein-coupled receptor activity; olfactory receptor activity. Lineage: Eukaryota; Metazoa; Chordata; Mammalia; Rodentia; Castoridae. The record is from RefSeq and is a predicted model, not a curated record.